AUGGGACUCUACGGCCGCGCCGCCGCGCUGGCCUGCGGGGCGGCCGGCGCGGUCCUGGCGGCGGCCGCAGAGGGGCCAGGGCGCGCGGAGGGCGGCGCGGCAGAUGCCGCGUCGGCGGUCGUCGCCGCGGGCGUCUUGCCGGCCCUCGAGUCCCUCUUCCGCCGCGUCCCAGCCGCCGCCCCCGCGCACGCGGCCGCCGCCGAGCUGCUCGCCGCGCUGCUGCCACCCUACGUCUCUUCGCUCAGCCGCGGGCCCGCGCCGGCUGAGGGGGACGCGCCGCCGCCGGGGGCGCGCGCGGUGGCGUCGGUGCUGACGACGCUCAAGAAGUUCCUGACGCGCUGCUGCAGCCUGCCGGACCCGGAUGUAGACCUGGCCGGCGCAGUCGGAGUCCACGCGUGUGCGCUGCUGUCGCGGCUGCUCGACGCGGCGGCCGGCGGCGGCGCAGCGGGCGCGGGGCCGCUCGCGGCGUUCGCGGCGGCGCAGCUGCUGCCGGGCACGCAGGCCCUGGCAACCACCUUCCUCAAAUCGGGCAAGGCCGCGCAUCCCCUGCCGGCCGCCGCCGCCGCGGCGCUCGCCCAGGCGCUCGUGCUGCACGCCCGCGCCCCCGCCCUCGGCCUGAUGCCCGUCGCGCUCGCCCACGGCGGCCUCGGCUUCUGCGCGGCCGCCGCCGCGGCGGCCGCGGCGGCGCCUGGACCCGCGGGCGCGGCGCCGGAGGCGCCUUUGGCCGGUGCCCUCCUGUCCGUGGCCGAGGAAUUGAUGGAUAGCCGGCUGCCUCUUGAGUUGCAGCGGCUGCUGGACCGCAUGCAGCGGCGGCUGGACGGCGAAGAGGGGGCGGGCGCUGCGCUGGACUCGCUGUCGCUGGGCGGGGCGAGCCCGAGGAGCUUUGUCGGGUCGGCCGGCAGCGGCGGCGGCGCGGCCGCCGCGAUGCGCUUCGGCAAGGCACAACAAACGGCCACUCCCCGCAAAUGA
This is a messenger RNA of Monoraphidium neglectum, 969 nucleotides long. RefSeq lists its product as hypothetical. The record is from RefSeq and is a predicted model, not a curated record. The transcript is spliced from 6 exons. The coding region runs from base 1 to 969 and encodes 322 amino acids. Lineage: Eukaryota; Viridiplantae; Chlorophyta; Chlorophyceae; Sphaeropleales; Selenastraceae.